Messenger RNA from Symbiodinium pilosum, 1689 nucleotides. The record is from the annotation of a GenBank genome assembly. Lineage: Eukaryota; Dinophyceae; Suessiales; Symbiodiniaceae.
AUGGACGUCUCUCCUUCGAAGAGGGCAGCUGCGAAGUCGCUGGAUUCGCUGGAUAAUCAAGCUGGCGGGGGCCCACAGAGAGAAGACAAACUGCGAAGCUUCAUACAGGCAGAGUUCUGUAAGCAGGCAGAUCUACUUCAAGAGCUGUCUUCGCAAAUAAAAUCGGCGGUCGAAAGAGACGCGCCACUUCAUGAGCACAAACUGCGCGAAUUUUCUUUUGCGCACCGCCCAUCGCCAACUGCAAAGAAGGCCCCUCCGGCCGAUGGCGAUGAGCCAAGAGUCGAUGAUCCCGAGAUGCAUACCAAGCCAACUGAUGACAAGAAGGACCACUAUAAAGAGCCCAACAAGUUCUAUGAACCAGGUGAUCCCUUCUGGGAUGAUGAGCUGCAAGCCCGACUCAAUGAGCACCAGAAGAAGGCGUUUGCAAAAGCCAGGUCUGCAACAUUGACUUCUGGUGGACAUCAUGAACCCCAACCACAAGCGGGAUGCAUCAGUGCAAUUGCACACGUGAUUGUUUCUUCCAAUCUCUUCCAGGCUGGCAUAAUGCUUCUGAUCCUCAUUAAUCUGGUGCUGCUCGGGAUUGAAGUGGAUGUUGCUUCUUCACUGCCGCCAGAUGAAGACCCUGAAUGGUUUAAGACGCUGAAUGUGCUUAUUGUCUUCAUUUUCGUGACAGAGAUUCUGUUGAAAUUUAUUGCACAUGGCUGCAGAGAAUUUUUUUGUGGUAAUGACAAGUGGUGGAAUGUGUUUGACCUCUCGAUUAUAUCUGCAUCGGUCAUGGAGACGAUCACAGAGGUCAUUGCAUCCGCAAUCUCUGUGGGCAACAUGGAUUCGAGCCACCUGCGGAUAAUGCGGUUUGUGCGGCUGGGGCGAGCCCUUCGUGGAGUCCGCGUCAUGAGAUUGCUUCGCUUCAUAGGGGCUCUUCGGUCAAUUGUUUUUGCGAUCCUCAGCACCUUGUGGUCUUUGGUGUGGACUUUGGUUCUGCUGGUGCUGCUUUUCUACUGCUUCGGUGUGAUUCUUGCUCAGCUGGUGUCAGACCAUUGUCGAUACCACUCAUCAUCCGUGGCUGAGUGCCCGCCGGUGCUCAAACAAUACUGGUCUUCUGUCCCAGAGAGCAUGCUAACACUUUUCAUGUCCAUCACCGGUGGCGUCAGUUGGGUUGAAGCCUUGGAGCCUCUGCGAGAUGCCUCCGAGAUUGCAGCGGCGAUGAUGUUGCUAUACAUUUUUAUCACAAUCUUCGCAAUUCUAAAUGUGGUCACUGGCGUCUUUUGCAACAAUGCCAUUGAGAGUGCAAAAGCUGACAAGGAGAUUGCUAUCAUGAAGCAAAUGCAAUGGCAUCAGAGCCAGUUAAGAACUUUGAAAGGCGUCUUCCGGGAGAUUGACGCGGACACGUCCAAUAUGAUAAGUUUCAUUGAGUUGGAGGAAGCCUUGUCACAGAAGAAGCUCGCGAGCUUUAUGGAAUCGAUGGAUAUUGCGACUCAAGAUAUUUGGACGCUGUUCAUGGUCUUGGACGCAGACGAGAGUGGCGAAAUCUCGCUUGAAGAAUUUGUCGAGGGCUGCAUGCAGCUGCAAGGUCCGGCACAAAGCGUGCAGCUUGCAAGAAUGAGAUAUGAGAAUAAAAUCACUCGGCAAGAAGUCCGAAAAGUGCUUGAUGAAAUCAAAGAGCUGGGAGCCGUGCUGAUGGGUUGCUGA